Messenger RNA from Eimeria tenella, 495 nucleotides. RefSeq lists its product as uncharacterized. The transcript is spliced from 4 exons. The annotation marks the transcript as partial. NCBI's taxonomy places the organism in Eukaryota, Apicomplexa, Conoidasida, Eucoccidiorida, Eimeriidae. The record is from RefSeq and is a predicted model, not a curated record.
GCAGAGCCGUACGCAGAAGGCGUGGCCUUCGCCAUAGGCGAGGGGGGCCGGGAGUUCUUGAGGGCCUCUUUGCUGCACUUCACCGAAGGCCGCGCACUCCAGGGCGCCAGCGUCUCGCAGCUGCUGCGCCUGGCCCAGGCUUUAGGGCUGUGGCCGCUGGUGCAGCGCAUUCGUGCGGAGCGCGUCAGCGGCUGUCUUUCGGGUCUUCAUUUGGCCUUUGCGAAUUUCAAAGCUGCGCAGAGCCGCAGACGGCGGCGCAGCAGCAGCGCCUCGAUGCACGUGAUCCGCGACUCGGGGGGGCGGAUCCUCAACAUUAUCUACGAUCCCAGCAAGAGCCUGACCAUUGGUCUGCACGGGCGGGUGCGGCUGAAGCUGCUGAUCACGCGGCGGAUGGAGGAGGACCCUGCGCAGGCGACCGCACUGCUGAUCGAACACGGACUUGAACGAGUUCGCCUCCGCUACGCCACCGUCGCCGAACUCCUGGCCCUCGCCUGG